ACAUGAACAAUCUGUCGACAUUAUGUAAUGGAAACACAGCGUCAGCCUGAUAAGAGGCGAGAUAAACUCAAUUUAUUGGUGUGUUGAAAGGAGGAAACGGGGAAACUUCUCAUAACAAGGAGAGAAGGAGGGAGCCACAUUUCAGCAGCUCAAAGUUUCUCAGCAGGCAGAAAGAAUAGCUUCUCCCUGGUAGAUUCUUCCUUCCUGCCUAACCAUGGUUUCUUUAAUUCACAAACUUCGCCAUCAUACAGAUGAGGUGAGCUGCUGCGCCUUCUCUCAGUCUCUCCUGGUCACCGGCUCAGUAGAUAAAACUCUCCGGGUUUAUAACACGGCGGACUUCUCGGAGCUUCCCUUCUCUCCUCUGACGGGUCACGGCUACGGGGUUCACUGCUGCUGCUUCAGCUCCUGCGGAAACUACCUGCUCAGCUGCUCCACAGACGGCUUCAUCAUGGUGUGGAGCUCAGAGACAGGUGAGCGGCUGUCACAGCUGGAGCAUCCGGGCCGGAGUCCGAUCCGAGUCUGCGCGCUGUCGCCGGACUCCUGCCUCCUGCUGGCGGGGGCCAGUGAUGGCACCGUGGCACUGUGGGACUUCUCUUCUAAGACGCUACGAAGGUGUGCAGCAGUAAGUGAAGGCAGCAUUUUGGCGUGCAGCUUCUCUCCCUGCAGUCAGGUGUUUGUGACCGGCUGCACCAACGGAGACCUGAAACUAUGGGAUGAUCACAUCAGCCUCCUCCUUGCUAAGAAAGACGUUCAUGAUUUGGGAGUCACCUGUUGCAGCUUCGCACCUUUGUUCAAAGUCGAGGGCUGCUGUGUGGAGUUUCGAUUGGCCUCCUGUGGUCAAGACAGCCUGCUGAAAAUAUGGAGAGUUUCUCAGUCUGAAGGAGCAGCUUGGAUCAUGAAGCUUCUUUACAAUCUCACUGGUCAAACGGCUCCAGUUCUGUCCUGUGCUUUCUCUGCGGAUGGAGAGAUGGUUGUCUCUGGAUCGGUGGAUAAAAGUGUAACGGUAUAUGAUGCGAACCUGGGUACCCUGCUCCACACCUUGAAGGAACAUGACAGAUAUGUGACAGCAGUUGCUGUGUCUCCUGCCCUUGGCCUGAUGGCGACUGGCUCAUUGGACAGAUCAGUUCAUGUGUGGAAAAUCGGCGAUGGAUGCAAAGACACUGCUGAGUCACAGGCCUGUCAAGGAAGGAAACUGCUAGGUCACUCCAGGUUGCUGUUACCCGAUUGGACUGAGAAGGAUGUUCAGAACUGGCUGUGUGAAGAAGGUCUGAAUGAGCUCGUUGAGAUCUUCAAAGCCAACAACAUAGACGGAUCUGAGAUGAAUCACAUGAGCAAGGAGACUGUGGCCGAGCUGGGAAUAGAGUCCAUAGGUCUUCGUGGACGUCUACUAAGGAAAAUUGAGGCCCUCAAGUUGGAGCAGAGUGGUUCAGAAGCUCCAGAUGAGUUUCUGUGCCCAAUCUCCAGGGAGCUGAUGAAGGAUCCAGUAAUAGCUGCAGAUGGGUACUCCUACGAGAGGGAAUCCAUCGAGAGCUGGAUCCGAGGCAAGAACAAAACAAGCCCAAUGACUAACCUGCCGCUGAAGACCACCCUGCUCACCCCAAACAGGUCCCUGAAGAUGGCAAUAACCCGGUGGAAGUCCAGUCAGUAAACAGUUUGUUUAGAAUUGCUGUCAUUAGAAAACAGAUUAUAAAUGCUUCGACUGUUGAAUCUCACUUUAAAAAAUGAUAUUUAUUCAACUGCAACUCAAAGACUUGUGCUGUAGAUUUGUCAAUGUUUCAAUGAAACAAAGUAUGGAACAAUUUGAUUCUGUGUUUUGUUGAGAGAUACUGUAUGUUCAAUUAAAAACUAUGAUGAUUAAGUUUCACAGACGUGCUUG
Messenger RNA from Cyprinodon variegatus (sheepshead minnow), 1876 nucleotides. RefSeq names its product WD repeat, SAM and U-box domain-containing protein 1-like. Gene Ontology annotation, molecular function: ubiquitin-protein transferase activity; protein binding. The coding region runs from base 215 to 1648 and encodes 477 amino acids. Gene Ontology annotation, biological process: protein ubiquitination. The transcript has 11 exons. The record is from RefSeq and is a predicted model, not a curated record. Lineage: Eukaryota; Metazoa; Chordata; Actinopteri; Cyprinodontiformes; Cyprinodontidae.